UGAUGAAAACCACGUGUUGUUUUGGUCGGCAGAACAGUUCCGUGUAGGCAAAAACAGAUUGAACUGAAAUUUGGAAUAUUGUUCGAUCAACUAUACUCGUGAAAUACCGGUAACAACCGUGUGAGGAUUCCAGGGAACUGAGAACAGAUUUGGGGACCUUUUGUAUCGUCUCAGAAUGGCUGCACAAUACAAUGCAUUAUCACCAGCAGAGAAGGCGCCAUACAUGCUUCUGAAAGCUAUCCAUGAAGACAACGUCGCCGUGGGAACACAACUGUUGGCGAAUUAUGAUAUUGAUGUGAAUUUCAGAGGCGAGCUCCUGUUUGAAGGCUUUACAUUGCUGAUGCGAGCAGCUUUCAGUUCCCCAGGGAUGUGCAGAAUCCUUCUGGACAAAGGAGCCGACAUCAACUUGACAUUUAGCGAGAAUGGUGCCACCGCGUUGAUCGCCGCUGCUGAACGGAACACUGAAUCCUGCAAGAUUCUCCUUGAAGCGGGUGCAAAUGUCAACCAGGCCGAUGACAAUGGUUCAACGCCUCUGCAUGCUGCGGCUAUGGCAAACCCAACAGCCAUCCCAGUGUUAUUGGCCGCAAAAGCUGAUGUGUCUGCAGUGGAGUCUCGGGACUUAGGAGGCAGACAGCCCCUGCACUAUGCAGCUCAGAAGAGCCCAGAGGCCUGUAAACUCCUGCUGGAUGCUGGGGCCGAUGUCAACGCACCGCUCAAUAGUGAGGAGGCAGAAACAGCGAUACUUGUUGCUGCCUCAAAGGCUCCGCAGUGCUGUCAGGUACUCAUCGAUGCGGGAGCAAAUGUCAAUGUACAGUUCAACUCAACCGGGGGUUCUCCUCUGCAUGAGGUCACGGACCCCGGAGUGGAUGUCAGCUAUUGCCAAGCUUUGCUCAAAGCUGGAGCUGACGUGGAAGCCACAGAUCAUACAGGCAGCACGGCAUUACACUAUGCAGCCAGGUCAAAUGCACCAGUCUGCAAAGCACUACUGGAUGCUGGGGCCAAGUAUGACUGCAAAGAUGACGAUGGGAAUGUUCCCAUGAUUUUGGCAGCUGUGGGAGAUAAUGUGGAGGCCAUUCAACAUCUCUUGGACAAAGGCGCACGCCUUGAUGAGGUCACUCAGAAGGGGAACAGUCCACUGCAUUGUGCAGCCAUGAAGAACAGCACAAAAGCCAUUGAAUUAUUGAUUGAUAAAGGAGCUGACCUCCAGGCAAAAAAUCAGGAUGGGUUGUCCCCUCUUCAUUACGCGGCCAUUGAACAUCCCGAAGCCACAAAGAUACUGCUGGCUAAAGGAGCUGAUAUCGAGGCCAAAAUGACCGAUGGAAUGACGCCAAUCUUCCCUGCAGCCCAUGCCAGUGUUGAGUGCUUAAAGCUGCUUAUUGAGGCUGGUGCUAAUGUCAACGUUCACUCAGAGGAUGGAACGACCCCCCUGCAUCGCGCCGUCCAAUCUUCUAACGUUGAGUCAGUGCAGUAUCUCAUUGAGAAGGGGGCUUCUAUUGAUGCUGUUGAUGAAGAUGGUAAAACAGCACUGCAUCAUGCAGUCAAGGAUGAUGCAGCAGUGUGCAAAGUGCUACUGGAUGCUGGGGCCAAGUACGACUGCAAAGAUAACAAUGGGAAAGUUCCAAUGUUUUUUGCAGCCUUGGGGGACAAUGACAAAGCGAUUCAACAUCUCUUGGACAAAGGUGCAAACUUUGGGGACACAAGUGAGACAGGGGAAACCCCACUGCAUAUGGCAGCCGUGAUGAACAGCACAAAAGUCAUCAAGAUUUUGAUUGAAAGGGGAGCUGACAUCCAUGCAAGGAAUAUGCAUGGCUGGACGCCUCUGCACUCAGCAGCCAAUAUGAAACACCCUGCUGCCAUGAAGUUGCUGAUCGCCAAAGGAGCAGAUGUGGAAGCCAAAACGAUUAAUGGAAUGACGCCAAUCUUCAAUGCAUCUAAAGCCAAUCCACAGGGCCUGAAGCUGCUUAUUAAAGCUGGUGCCACCGUUCAAAUUCAGGCAGAUGAUGGAGCUACGCCACUUUUCAUAGCCGCCGAGAAAGACAUCAACAGAACUAAUUCCAAGAUUCUCAUUGAGGCUGGCUGUGAACUGGACACUCAAGAUAAGGAUGGAGAGACGGCGCUGCACGUGGCCGCCCAGCACAACGCCCGUGCGUGCAAAGUUCUGCUGGACGCUGGAGCUAGAAUGGACAUUGCAGCUAAGAACGGUAAAUUGCCCCUGCAUAAUGCUGCCCAAUCAUCCAAUGUCAAGUCGCUGCAGUAUCUCAUUAACAAAGGUGCUCCUCUUGAUGCUGUUGAUGACGAUGGUUGGACUGCUGUCCAUUAUGCCGUCAUGAAAGAUGCAGAGUGUGUCCGACGUCUACUCAGAGCGGGUGCAAAUGCAGAAAUUAAAAUGAAGGCUGGCCUUUCAGCGUAUGGUCUGUGCAUGCAAUACAGCCGUGACGUAGAAACGCUGGCCGCUUUGAUCGGUGGAGGGCGGCACAAUCCACACGAAAACACCGAACAGCAGACAGAAUCAGAUGAAGUAGAUGAAGAAGAUGUAGAAGAUGAAGAAGAUGAAGAAGAAGAUGAAGAGGAUGAAGAAGAAGAUGAAGAGGAUGAAGAGGAUGAAGAAGAUGAAGAAGAUGAAGAAGAUUGAGACCCAUUUGACCCAUACAACGUAGGGUGUUUGCGCAGGAUGAAAAAGAUGCUCGAAGAAUAUCAAAACAAAGAAGAUGAAAAAGAAGAAAAAAACAUUGAGGGGUCUUGAUUCUGGUUAAUGUACAAAUACGUACAUGUACUUGCAACGCUUUCCUUAUGCACAUAAGGCACAGAACGAUACAAGAACCUAUUGUAUCCAUGCGAGAAUUACAGAGGGUGCUGUUGCAGCCCGUCACAAGACCAAGUUUCAUGAAGGCCAGUGCUUGCAAAGAAAACAAUAAUGAAUCCUUUACUAUUAGGUUAUUAGGAGACUAAUAUGUUGACCACAAUCAGAAGCUACUACUGGUAAGAUGGCACCACAGGGCACCUGCAUGCCAGUGUAAUUCUCACAGCCAGGGACAAAAUACUGCAAAAUCCCGCGGGCUUUAAAGCUAUCAUAGACAAGCAUGGAACUUUGUUAUUUUACAAGGAGUUGUGGAAGUUGUGGAUGAUAUUCCAAGAACAAAAGGUCCUGGAAAAGUCUUGGAAUCUUGCAUUUAACCAAUACGUGAUUAUGCUUCAUACAUGUAUUUGCUGUCACUUUUUGCCUGCAUGGAGUUUCUGUAGUUAAUUUUGUUCAAAGCUUAGACAUCACGAUAUUUACACCUCAAAAAGAUUUUGCAGAGAAUUAGAAAUACUAUUACAGCUACAGAUAUUUCAUUUAUAAUGUACGUGUUACAAAAGAGUGUGAUACUUUGUAAAUGAAUUUUCUAUAAACACAGCCAAUUUCUUAAGUAGUUUCGUUUACGUUUCAACUAGUUUCACUAGUCAUCCUCAUCCUAGUGAAACUAGUCGAAACGUAAACGAAACUACGUAAUUAAUUGGCUGUGUUUAUAGAAAAUUCAUUUACAAAGUUGAAAUUUUACCAGCCUGAUAAAACUUCUUUCAUGAAAUUUAAUUCUUGUCAACUUAUUAACAAAAAAAGUAGAUAAAAUAUCAACUUGCAAAAGUAAUUAAUUGUUAAUGAUUUGUAAGAAUAUAUCCAUGCAAAAAAACAUUUUUAUAACAAACUGAAAUAUUUCUAUUCAAAAGUUCAACUAUUUUGUAUGCACUGUGUGUCAGCACACAUCAUUUGCUUUUGGUUUCAAAGCAUGGGCCUCCUAAAUUCCACAACAGUGUGUGGGUCUUUCUAGAUCUUAUCAUUUUUGCUGGACAUUUUGAUUCAUCUUAAAAUCCAUGAGUUCUUUCUUUUGAGUUAUUUGGGGCUUAUAUGUCCGUAAGCAGGGUCAUCCAUAGCCUUGUUCAAAGACUGGAUUUGAAUUUAUUCUCCUUAUAAAUUACACAACCGGUCCGUGUCAAGCGAGUUCUCAACAAGAUGAAUCAAAUGCAGUCUUGGCAAUAUUGGCAGCGCUACCCAGGAAAUUCCUCACGCGCGCUGUAUUCAAGCUAAUGCAUGUGCGUGAGGUAUGCUCAGGAUUCCCUGGGUAAAGCUGCCAAUAGUGCCAGGACUAGAUUUGACUCAUCUUGUUGGUAGAGAGCUCCACCAACCUGCGGCAACUUAAUUAACCGCAUUCAUCACGGAACCGGCUGCAAAAUAGGGGAAUACAAUUCCAGUCUUGGAUGAAGACUAGGAGGUUAUCCAGGGUAGCGUUUUGUUUUCAUUGUAAAGGAUAGGCAAAUAGAGGCAGCCUUUUGUAGAUACAUGUUGUUUACCUGAUCUUACGCCUGGAUACUGCAGUAAUUGCGACAGGGUUGCAAAAGACUUUUGUAAUUGAAAUCUGUGUAUUGUAGGACCUUAUUAAUGCCACAUUGCCUCCAGCAAGUAUUUGUCUAUUAAUUUGGAAUUUCGUAAGAAAGCGUGUGGACUUAAAACACAUAAGCACUUCUCCCACCCCUCCCCGAACUUCACCCGAACCCCCACCCACCCCCACUCCCACC
Molecule: messenger RNA, 4551 nt
Organism: Patiria miniata (bat star)
Lineage: Eukaryota; Metazoa; Echinodermata; Asteroidea; Valvatida; Asterinidae
Product: serine/threonine-protein phosphatase 6 regulatory ankyrin repeat subunit A-like
Exons: 24
Coding region: 176-2632 (818 amino acids)
Molecular function (GO): protein binding
Source: RefSeq, a predicted model, not a curated record